AUGACUGUCCUAUCCAGGUUAUUAUUGUCAGCCGUCACGUUCUCGUCUCUCGUCGUCGCGAGAUGGAUCGUCCCUGGCGGACGGUGGCUCGACACGGACGGGGAGAGGAUACGAUGCCACGCCGGCGGCAUCACCGUCAAGAAAGAAACCGGUCGAUUCUUCUGGUUCGGCGAGUACAAGACAGAGGAUAUGCCGGAGGGAGGCGGUGUGUCAGUGUACAGCUCGGAUGACCUCGUCACCUGGGAGAACCACGGGCUCGCCCUCAUUCCCGAAGAGGGCCAUGAGUUCGUUGCCCCCGACAUGAUAAUCCAACGCCCCAAAGUUGCCUAUAGCAAGGCGACGGAGCAAUAUCACAUGUGGUGGCACGCCGACGACGAAGACUAUAGCCCUCUGCUGCAAGGCCUCGCGACCUCUCCCAACAUCACCGGUCCCUACUGCUUCGUCGACGCCACCGCGCCGCUGGGAAAUUGGUCGCAAGACUUCGGUAUGUUCACCGACCGCAACGACGGGCGGACCUACGCCCUCUACUCCAACGGCGACAGCGUCGAGGGCCGCGACGUCUACCUAUCGGCCUUCAACGAGGAAAUCACCGAGGUAGAGGAGGUCACCUUCCGAUGGGACAAGUUCGACCUCGAGGCGCCCACCAUCAUCCAGACGGACGCGGGUUACUUCGCCAUCAUGAGUCAUAAGACGGGGUACCGUCCCAACAACGUGGUCGCCUUCCGCGCCGACGACCUCUCGGGGCCCUGGAGCCAGCCGUUCAUGAUCGCCCCUCCUUACACGCGGACCUUUAGCUCGCAGUCCGGGUUCUCGCUGCGCAUCGACGGCACGAAACAGACCACGUACUUGUACCUCGGCGACCAGUGGGAUCUCAACUCCAACUGGGAAGCGCGCUACAUCUGGCUGCCCAUCAUCGUGGACGAGGAGACGCAGAGCAUCAAGCUUGCGUGGUACGACGUGUACGACCUCGAUGUCGAGACGGGCGAGGUGACACCCAUUAUGGGCGAGACGUACUACGCGUACGAGGACGACACGGUCGUGGCCGGAGAGGCGUGGAAGCAGGAAGCGACUUUUUCGUCGGGGAGGAAGAUCGCGACGGGGAUCUACGGGAACGACAGCACCGUCACCUUCACUGGUAUCGAGGGUGCCGGGGCGAAACAGUGGGUUUCAUUUUACUACCAGAACACGGACGACAUGGGUUUUGGCGACCAGCCUUACGGUAACCCGGACCGCAUCGGCGGAGUGUGGCAGAUUCGGCGUAUCAGCAGCGUUGUGGUCAACGGGCGUGAGGAGGAGGUCGAGACGCUCUGGCAACGGGAUACCCACAAGGACAUCAUUCUCUCUACUCCUCUUCUCCUGGAACUUGAUGAGGGGAGUGAGAACAAUAUCACGGUUGGCGGACUGUGGAACGGAUUCGAUUAUAAGGGAGCUGAUCUUGAUUGGAUUGUUGUGUAUCCCCCUGAGCCGACUAACGGUUGCCGCGGCUGA
Sodiomyces alkalinus F11 is the source of this 1488-nucleotide messenger RNA. Its product is annotated as glycosyl hydrolase family 43 protein. Bases 1 to 1488 code for a protein of 495 amino acids. The transcript is spliced from 3 exons. Gene Ontology annotation, molecular function: hydrolase activity, hydrolyzing O-glycosyl compounds. Gene Ontology annotation, biological process: carbohydrate metabolic process. NCBI's taxonomy places the organism in Eukaryota, Fungi, Ascomycota, Sordariomycetes, Glomerellales, Plectosphaerellaceae. The record is from RefSeq and is a predicted model, not a curated record.